AUGAGUACCGAGACCAGUCCCAGUUACAAGGUCACUAUUUUAGACGCCGUUUUCAAGGCCUGCAAGAUUAGAGUAGACAGUGCCAUCUUACUAAACCACGCAGAGACCAUCACCAAGACACCGGCGCGUUACAAUUACGUGAAAUCAGACGUAAAAAUGACAACCAUUUCUGAUCAGACUAGCGAAUUCUACUGGGACGAUGUAUGGAACGGAAAACGUCCAUCUAAUAUGUAUGUUACCUUUGUCAAGCAGUCGGGUGUCAACGGAAGUUACACAAGCAAUCCUUUCAACUUUCACCACUUUAAUCUCUCCGAGAUCGUGGUGACUGUCAACGGUGAACCCGUCCCUGUGAGACCUCUCCAGCUAGACUUCGGGGACAAUAAAAACUACGUGACUGCUCUCUGUAACCUUUACCAAGCCAGUGAGAAAUGGUACAAAGAGGAGGGAUUAAUUAUCGACAGGGAUUCUUUUUCCAAAGGUUACGCUAUCUAUGCCUUUGACCUCGUUCCCAACGAUCUGGGAGAAGGGUAUAUAAACCUGGUUCACCAAGGAAACGUGGGAGUCUAUGCUCGAUUCGCUCAAGCUACGACAGACACUGUCUGUGCCCUGGCCUACUGUGAAUGUCCCGGACUCUUGAUGAUUGAUCAAACCCGAGAAGUGAGAAACAUCUGA
Messenger RNA from Magallana angulata, 672 nucleotides. RefSeq lists its product as uncharacterized. Lineage: Eukaryota; Metazoa; Mollusca; Bivalvia; Ostreida; Ostreidae. Bases 1 to 672 code for a protein of 223 amino acids. The record is from RefSeq and is a predicted model, not a curated record. The transcript has a single exon.